Messenger RNA from Colletotrichum fioriniae, 2430 nucleotides. RefSeq lists its product as uncharacterized. Gene Ontology annotation, molecular function: oligopeptide transmembrane transporter activity. NCBI's taxonomy places the organism in Eukaryota, Fungi, Ascomycota, Sordariomycetes, Glomerellales, Glomerellaceae. The record is from RefSeq and is a predicted model, not a curated record. Gene Ontology annotation, cellular component: plasma membrane. Gene Ontology annotation, biological process: transmembrane transport.
AUGCUCGAGGAUGCAAAGUCAGACGCGGCCGAGGAUGAGGUGGACUACGACGACUACACAGGCAGCGAACCCGACGAGGAUCCAGCUGAUAACUCGCCACAUGAAGUCGUCCGCGCCUCGGUGCCACCAACGGAUAAUAUCACCCUGUCCAUCAACACUCCGAGGAUGUGGACGCUGUCGUUUUUGUUUUCAGUGCUUGGUUCUUCUACCAACUUGUUCUUCUCGCUACGAUACCCCAGUGUUGCUAUUACGCCCGUCAUUGCCUUGUUGCUCGUCCACCCACUUGGUCUCAUGUGGGACUACCUUCUCAAAUAUCACAGCGAUCCUGCGGAGGAGUUUCUGGAUGGUGUCCUCCAGACUGAUGCCGAGAACCGGCCGCCGGCGAAGCGGUCCGUGACCCGAUUUCGUAGAUGGCUCGCGCAAGGGCGGUGGAACGAAAAGGAGCAUACUUGCGUCUACGUGAGCAGUAACGUCUCGUUCGGGUUCGCUUUUGCUACCGACGUCAUUGUCGAGCAGUCCAGGUUUUAUCACCAGGAAGCCACAAUAACCUACCAAAUCCUCCUGAUUCUGUCGACUCAAAUCCUCGGCUACGCCUUUGCCGGCCUGACGCGUCGAUUCCUGGUUCGGCCCAGCGGCAUGAUUUGGCCCGGAACGCUGAUGUCUGCGGCCAUGUUUGGGACGCUCCACAAGGAGGAGAACAGGAUUGCGGACGGCUGGAGGAUCUCGAGGUGGAAGUUUUUCUACCUCGUUUGGUUCGGAGGGUUCGUCUUUUACUUCCUUCCGGGCCUCUUGAUGCCUUGCCUCAGCUACUUCAACGUCAUUACGUGGUUUGCACCGAAAAAUGUGGUGGUUGCCAACCUCUUUGGAACCGUUUCGGGUCUGGGGUUGUUCCCCUUGACCUUUGACUGGGCUCAGGUCACAUACAUCGGAUCCCCCCUUUUGGUUCCGUUCUGGGCUGCAAUGAACGUCAUUGGCGGUCUCGUCAUCGUCAUGUGGCUCAUUGCGCCUAUCGCCUACUACGCCAAUGUCUUCUAUUCAUCGUAUAUGCCAAUUUUGUCUUCUGCGGUAUUCGACAACAAAGGCAAGGUCUACGAUGUGAGCAAGAUCCUGACUCCCGAGUUUCUUUUCGACAGAGAUGCGUACAGCAAGUACAGCCGAGUGUUCCUUCCCAUCACCUAUGUGCUCAGCUAUGGUGUUCAGUUCGCUGCCUUGGCGGCGCUCCUGACGCAUACGAUUUGCUGGCAUGGCAAGGACAUGUGGAAUACGUGGAAAACGGCCAUGGCGGAAGCUCGCAAUGAAGGACAGGCGGUUUACCAGCCUAUUUCGGGCAGCUCUGAGCACAUCAGACCUCAGCGAUCGUUCAGCAGCAACGGAGGCCUCUCAAGAUCUUCUUCCAACCUCGAGGGCAUGAUGUUCCGAGAAGAUGUUCACUGCCGGCUGAUGAAGCGGUACAAGGAUGCUCCCCUUUCCUGGUAUCUAGCAACGUUUGUCUCGAUGCUGGCGGUGGGCAUUUUUGUCGUCGAAUAUUACCCCAUCCACCUCCCGUGGUACGGUUUGCUCAUGUCACUGGGUAUCUGCGCUAUAUUCUUCAUCCCUAAUGGCAUCAUCAUGGCAGUGACCAAUCAGCACAGCAGCAUCUACUUGAUCUGCCAACUCAUCUGCGGCGCCGUGUUCCCUGGUCGCCCAAUCGCAAACAUGGUGUUUGUCACCUAUGGCUACAUUUCGUCAGCUCAAGGCAUCAAGUUUGCCUCUGAUCUCAAGCUUGGCCACUACAUGAAGAUUCCGCCCCGUAUCAUGUUUUCGGUGCAAAUGGUGGCAACAAUUGUGUCGUCCCUAACCCAAAUCGGCGUUCUCAACUGGAUGUUUGCCAAUGUCAAGGGCAUAUGUACGCCAGAGGCUGUCAAUGGUUUCACGUGCCCGAUCGCGCGGGUUCACUUCAACGGCUCCAUUCUUUGGGGUGUGGUUGGACCUGGCGAGUUUUUCGGACCGAACGCAACGUACCGCGGCCUUGUGUGGUGCUUCCUGGUUGGAGCCAUCGCGCCGAUUCCCCUGUGGCUCUAUGCACGCAAGAACAGGCACAGCAUUCUCCGAAAGAUUAACCUUCCGGUCGUCUUCGGGUCCAUGGCGUGGAUUCCACCGGCGACGGGACUCAACUUCUCGGUGUGGGCGGUGGUGUGCUAUGUGUUCAACUACCUGGUCAAAAGGAGAAAGAGCGCAUGGUGGGCAAAGUACACUAUGACAAUGAGCGCAGCGUUAGACUCGAGUCUGGCGUUCGGCAUCGUCGUGGUGUUCUUUGGCUUCGUCUACCCCGGGCACAUGAAGGGCUUCAAAUGGUGGGGUACGGAAGUGUACAAGCAAGGCUGCGACUGGCAAGCGUGCUCGUAUAACACGGUGCCUGAGGGAGGGCACUUUGGCCCCGACAAGUGGUGA